Messenger RNA from Eruca vesicaria subsp. sativa (arugula), 687 nucleotides. The record is from the annotation of a GenBank genome assembly. NCBI's taxonomy places the organism in Eukaryota, Viridiplantae, Streptophyta, Magnoliopsida, Brassicales, Brassicaceae.
AUGUGGUUUGGAUACCUACCACAACGCCCGGCUAUGGAUAAUCCCGCAACGUAUGUGAAAGGGAAACCGUUCAUAGAACAGGUGGUUGGGAUACUGACCACAACACCCGGCUAUGGAUAUUCUCACAAAGGUUAUCUCUCCACCGGAACACCGAUUCCCGAUGAUCAGCUCCUCUCCAGCUCCCGUUCUGGGUCGCGGAGACACGUCUACAGCGUUCCUUUAAAAUGUUGGUGUGGCCAAGGCCUCAAUACCUGGGUCUCUGAGACCAAAGAGAACCCUUACCGUAGAUUCUACAGAUGCAAAAUCGCUCUCCAGAACAAAUCAGAAGUUCAUCUGCUUAAAUGGAUUGACGAAGCAAUCCUACAUGAGGUUCGGAUUGUCGAUGCUAAGAGUUUGGAACUACUUCACGACUUCCAAGCACUUUCGAAAGAUUUCAAUGUCCAGCUUCAGUAUCAGAGGUCUUGGCUCUUCUCUAGGGAUGAAGAGAUGAUUCAGCAAAUCAAAGAAAAUUUGUUGCAGAUGUCGACAAUGUUGAAUGAAGAAACAAAGAAGAUGAAGGAAGACAUUGCUGCAAACCACAACUCUCACAACAACUCCAUCUUUACUACCAAUGGGCCUAUCACCAAAUUUUCUGUAGCUAUUGCAGUUCUCGGAGCUAUGUCUUCAAUUUAUUGGAAGCUUCUAUGA